GGCGCCAACGGUGUCCGGCGCGGCGUUCGCGCGCGUUCCCCGUCCUGAGCGCCGAAAUAGCUGCCGGCGCGCCGGCUGUGUCUCACUGCUGGUCAGGGGCGCGUCACGCGUCCGCCGCGAGCAGCCUCUGCGUGACCUGGAACAAGCCUUUCCUGAGGGCGGCCGCGCCACACCCGGGGGAGGACGCUCUCGAUCCCUCAGACCCAUUCGUCUCCUGCCGGGACGCGGCUGACGGGCACCGGAAAAAUGAAUACUGGACAAGACCGCGUAGUUGCUCUAGUAGACAUGGACUGUUUUUUUGUUCAAGUGGAGCAGCGGCAAAAUCCUUAUUUGAAGAAUAAACCUUGUGCAGUAGUACAGUACAAAUCAUGGAAAGGUGGUGGAAUAAUUGCAGUCAGUUAUGAAGCACGUGCAUUUGGGGUGACUAGAAACAUGUGGGCAGAUGAUGCCAAGAAGUUAUGUCCAGAUCUCCUCCUGGCACAAGUUCGAGAGUUGCGUGGGAAAGCUAAUCUAACCAAGUAUCGGGAAGCCAGUGUUGAAGUAAUGGGGAUAAUGUCCCGAUUUGCUGUGAUUGAACGUGCCAGCAUUGAUGAGGCUUAUGUAGACCUGACUGGUGCUGUACAAGAGAGACUGAAGAAGCUACCAGGUCACCCUAUCUCAGCUGACAUGUUGCCGACCACGUACAUUGAAGGGUCACCUCAAAGCCCUCCAACAGCAAAAGGGGCUGUUCAGAAAGAGGAGAGACGGAAACAAGGCUUACUGCAGUGGCUUGAUUCUCUUCAAAUUGAGAACCCCACCUCUCCAGAUCUGCAGCUCACCGUGGGAGCAGUGAUUGUGGAGGAAAUGAGAGCAGCCAUCGAGAAGGAGACUGGUUUUCAGUGUUCAGCUGGAAUUUCACACAAUAAGGUUUUGGCGAAACUGGCCUGUGGACUAAACAAGCCUAAUCGUCAGACACUGGUCUCACAGGGAGCAGUCCCGCAGCUCUUCAAUCAAGUGCCUAUUAGCAAAAUCCGUAGUCUUGGAGGAAAGCUUGGGGCUUCUGUCGUUGAAGUUCUAGGAGUAAAAUACAUGGGUGAACUAACUCAGUUCACUGAAUCCCAGCUCCAGAGUCAUUUUGGGGAAAAGAAUGGAUCAUGGCUAUAUGCCAUGUGUCGUGGGAUUGAACAUGAUCCAGUUAAAUCCAGGAAACUACCCAAAACCAUUGGUUGCAGCAAGAACUUUCCAGGAAAAACGGCUCUUGCUACCCAGGAGCAGAUACAAUGGUGGCUUUUGCAAUUAGCCCAGGAACUAGAAGAGAGACUCACCAAGGAUCGAAAUGAUAAUGACAGGGUGGCCACUCAGUUGGUUAUAAGCAUCCGUGUACAAGGAGACAAACGUCUUAGCAGCCUGCGCCGCUGCUGUGCCCUCACCCGCUAUGAUGCUUCCAAGAUGAGCAGUGAUGCCUUUGCUCUCAUCCGAAACUGUAAUACAUCAAGAAUCCAGACUGAAUGGUCCCCUCCUCUCACGAUGCUUUUUCUCUGUACCACCAAAUUCUCUACCUCUGCUGCUCCUUCCUGCACAGACAUCACUACCUUCUUGAGCAGUGACUCAAGUUCUCAGCUAAAGAGUUCUGAAGUCAAGACCCCAGGAAGUGGCCCAGCGGUGACAUCUAACAAGAAAGCAGUCAGUUCUCUGGAAUCAUUCUUCCGCAAAGCUGCAGAAAGGCAAAAAAUCAAAGAAACUUCCCUUUCGUCACUGACUGCCACCACCCAGACUGCCAUGAGUGAUCCACCAUCUGAGCCCUUACCGCCUUUCCAAACCAGCCUCGCUGCAGAAGCUGUACCCUCCUUCAAUCAGAAAAGUCUGAAUAACCCUUCCGUAGUCAUCCUUGCCCAGAGUGUGUUGUCUGGCCCUACUGUGCCUACAGACUGUUUUCCAGCAGAGAAUCCAGGUUGUGUUCCUGUCAGUGAAGAGCUGCUCAAGCCAGGCCCCUCUAAAGCAACUCCUGCAGAGAUGAGCUUGGUCCUGAAUAGCCCAGGCACACUUGCUUCAGAUUCCAAGUUGGCUCCGGCAGUAGCUCCAAAGGCAGCUACUCCCCCACAUCUUGCAACUGCUGAGGACCAAGUGCCCUGUGAGAAGUGUGGCGCUCUGAUACCUGUGUGGGAGAUGCCGGAACAUGCCGACUAUCAUUUUGCAGUUGAGCUGCAGAAAUCUUUUUGGCGACCCCCCUCCUCAGCCCCCCAGGCAGUUCCUACCAGUUCUCCUCAGAAAAGAACUCCUAAGAGUCCUUUGGCCUCUAGUAAUAAACGUCCAAGGCCUCAGGGGAUGCAGACAUUGGAAUCAUUUUUCAAGCCAUUAACACACUAGCAUUGCCCUCAGGCUUGCUGCAAAGUCCUAAUAUUCUAAAAUUUAAAAAUUCAACUCUGCACUUCUUAAAGGAUAUUCAUAACUAUAAAUAUUUGAAUUUUAGGAUUCUGAAUGCUUAUGAAAAUUCAUUGAAUUUUUAUCCCUUGAGGAUAAAAUCUAGAUUGUUCACAUCAUAGUUGCUAAUAUGCUCUGAAACUAUGAAUGUUUUUUAAUUUUUUGUUUGAUUUCGGGCCACACUGACAGUACUCGGGAAUUACUCCUGGCUCUGAACUCAGGAAUUACUCCUUGUCAGAGAUCAAAUCCAGGUUGACUGCAUGCAAGACAAGCACCCUACCCACUGUACUUGCUCUCUGGCCCCUAAAACUCUGACAUUUUUAAUUGAAAAAAAGUUUACAUUAGAUGAAUUAAAGAACUCAUCUCUUCACAGGCUGGAUUCAAAUCCCAUUGCCAAUUGAGAUGUGAAAAUUUUUAUCUUUAUUUUUUUUAUUUUUUAUUUUUUUUGCUUUUUUGGGUCACACCCAGCGAUGCUCAGGGGUUACUCCUGGCUUUGCACUCAGGAAUUACUCCUGGCGUGCUUGGGGGACCAUAUGGGAUGCCGGGGAUUGAACCCGGGUCGGCCGCGUGCAAGGCAAACGCCCUACCCGCUGUGCUAUCACUCCGGCCCCAGAAAAUUUUUAUCUUUAGAGAUACAAUUGCUUUGAAAAAAAAAGUUUAAGUUUAGAAAAAAAAUUGGAGAGCUAUAUCUGGCAGUGCUCAGGGAUUACUCCCAGUAUUGUGCUCACGGGACCAUGGAAUGCUGGGAAUUGAACUUUGACCUCCCACUGGCAAAGGGAAUCCUUUGAGCUCUCUGGAUCCUGUGUUUUGUUUUUAUUUUCGGGUUGGCAGCGUGCAAGGCAAGCUCCUUACCUCUCCACCCCAUUCUCUUUCUGGCUGCCUCCUCCUGGAGAUCUCUGAGCACUGGGCCAGUAGUAAGCUCUAAGCACUGCCAGGUAUGGCCCAAAAACAAACAAAAAAUAGGGUGAGAUCUAGGCCAAAUUGAGUCACUUUCCUCAUUUGAGAAUAAUGCCUUAAAUGGAAAAGAUUGAGAAAGAUGUUUUUAGGGUUGAGGAUAUUCCAGAGGUGAAGCAUAUUUCUCAUGUGUAUAAGGCCCCAAGUUUGAUUAUCCCACCACAAAAGGAAAACAAACAAUGGUGUACUUUUAAAGUUGGCACUGAAAGAGAACUGAGUAAAAAAAAGUCAACCAAAAAAAAAAAAAAAUCCUUCCAGCUCUGUGACUGGGCUGGUUUAGUAUUAAUCUUUUUUUUUUUUUAAUUGAAUCACCGUGAGAUAGUUACAAAGCUUUCAUGAUUGAGUUUCAGUCAUACAAUGAUUGAAUACCCAUCCCUCCACCAGUGUACAUUUUCCACCACCAAUGCCACCAAUGUUCCCAAUAUCCCUCCCUCUACCCGCACCUUAUCCCACCCCUGCCUCUGUGGCAGGCACCUUUAUUCUUACUCUCUACUUCUGAGCAUUAUGGUUUGCUAUACAGAUACUGAGAGGCCAUCAUGGUUAGUCCUUUGUUUAUUUUCAGCAUACCUCCCAUCCUGAGCAGUCCUUCCAACCAUCCUUGACUUAGUGGUCCCUUCUUCAUCCUAACUGCCUUCUCCCCCAGCACAUGAGGCAGGCUUCCUGCCAUGGAGCAAUCCAACAAGCCCUUGUCUCUACUGUCCUUGGGUGUUAGUCUCAUACUGUUAUUUUAUAUUCCAUAGUAUUAAUAUUCGACCAAACUGUAAGCCUUGAAACCCUGAAGUGACAUGACUAAUUUUGGGCAGGUUCCUGUACACAGAAGCUAUUCAUUAAAUACUGAAUUUCAUACCACUAAA
Molecule: messenger RNA, 4208 nt
Organism: Sorex araneus (European shrew)
Lineage: Eukaryota; Metazoa; Chordata; Mammalia; Eulipotyphla; Soricidae
Gene: POLH
Product: DNA polymerase eta
Exons: 11
Coding region: 247-2346 (699 amino acids)
Biological process (GO): response to radiation; error-prone translesion synthesis
Cellular component (GO): replication fork; site of double-strand break; nucleus
Molecular function (GO): damaged DNA binding; DNA-directed DNA polymerase activity
Source: RefSeq, a predicted model, not a curated record